Molecule: messenger RNA, 1184 nt
Organism: Notechis scutatus (mainland tiger snake)
Lineage: Eukaryota; Metazoa; Chordata; Lepidosauria; Squamata; Elapidae
Gene: CDA
Product: cytidine deaminase
Cellular component (GO): cytosol
Molecular function (GO): zinc ion binding; cytidine deaminase activity
Source: RefSeq, a predicted model, not a curated record
CUAGAAAUAUUCUAAAUCGAGGAGCUGCUGGCUCCUCCAGCUUUCCACCAGAAUCUUCCAAGCAGAGCAGAGCCGGGCCUGGCCUUCUCCUGCCCAGCCGGCCCCUUCCCAGCCAGGAGGAUGUGGAGCCAGCCUGGCGCUUCUCCUCUCCAGCCUCCCCGGAAGUAGUCUGGGUAGAGAGACAGGCUGUGCGGGAGAUCAGGGCAGCUGGGUGCUCCCGGCUGGUUGCCCUGACCGACUCUGCUGGCCGGAGCUGCCUUCUCCCCGCUCACCUCCCUGGUGCUGGGAUUUCCACGCUCCACCCGCCGGCUGGGCAUGUGACUCACCUUGCGGGGAAUCCCUAGGGAGGUUUCCCGGCUCAACCAUUCCACCGGAGAAGGACGCCGUCUCUCGCCACGGCUGAGCAGCCACCUGGCUACUUGAGUCAAGGUUAGGGAGAGCUCCGGGCCAUGGCACACGAGCAGCGAGGCAGCCCCGCGGCUGGCCUCGAGCUGGAGACGGUUCAGCGCCUUGUGGCCGCCUGUCAAAAAGCCAAGAGUUUCGCCUACUGCCCCUACAGCAAAUACCCAGUGGGAGCAGCCCUCCUGACCUCCGAGGGGAAGAUCUUCACAGGUUGCAAUGUUGAAAAUGCCUGUUAUCCGCUGGGCAUCUGUGCCGAGCGAACGGCCAUCCAGAAGGCCGUGUCCGAAGGUCACACAAAAUUUCGAGCCAUGGCCAUCAGUUGCAACAGCCAAGAGUCUUACGCCAUUCCCUGUGGAGGGUGCAGACAAGUCCUCCGAGAGUUUGGUCAAGAGUGGGAGAUCUAUUUGACCAGGAUGGACGGAACGUACAUCCGGAAGACCCUGGAGGACCUCCUGCCUUUGUCCUUUGGCCCGGAACACCUGAAGCGCUAGAGGGGAAGGGGGGCACUUCAGGGCGGCUUCCCUCCUUCCCCAGGCCUCCCGCGGCCUCCGGAGUUCAGGAACGUCUUGGCAGCCUUGGCCUUCCAACCUGUUGAGUCCAUGGAUGUCAAAGGGGAGGCGAUGACAACAUUCGGAUAUCGGCAUUCCCGGCGGGGGCUGCGUCAUCGGGAUCGUUGGCAUCAGUUCAAGGGUCUCCAGAACUUUUGACCGUGUCCUGCCCAGCUGCCUCAGAGGGUGAAGCCCCCACCUUACCCAAGAUAAAGAGCUGCCUUUUGAGUCCAU